This is a messenger RNA of Musa acuminata subsp. malaccensis (wild Malaysian banana), 1588 nucleotides long. Its product is annotated as pectin acetylesterase 8. The record is from RefSeq and is a predicted model, not a curated record. Gene Ontology annotation, molecular function: pectin acetylesterase activity. Gene Ontology annotation, cellular component: plant-type cell wall. Gene Ontology annotation, biological process: cell wall organization. NCBI's taxonomy places the organism in Eukaryota, Viridiplantae, Streptophyta, Magnoliopsida, Zingiberales, Musaceae.
CCGACCACGGUAAUUGCUUCAUUCUACUGCUGCAGCUAUCUCUCUGCUAAGGUCGGGACCCCGGGGAGUGGGAUAAGCGCAACUCCGACGCAACACGACACCAAGGCGUGAACACGUCUUUGGGAAUCACUUUCAGCCACAUCAGAAGCCACGACGGUCGAUGGGAGUCCUCGGCUCGCUCUUCUAUAUGCUUUCCACUGCCGCUCCCUCUUUGAAGAGGAUUACCAAGUAGACCUAAUCUGGUUCUUCGAGAUGCUCAGAAUGGACAAUGAUAAGUUAGGAGCACGGAUUUGUCCCCUCGUUUGUGUAUGUUGCCUGCUAGCCGCACUUGUAGUAAACGGAUUUGAUGUACCCAUGACAUUGCUUGAAGGUGCAGUAGACGAAGGAGCGGUCUGCUUGGAUGGGAGCCCUCCAGCUUAUCAUUUCUCUCCGGGUUUUGGCUCUGGGAUGAACAACUGGUUGGUUCACAUGGAGGGAGGAGGCUGGUGCACGAAUGUCCAAGAUUGUCUAGCUCGGAGAGACACUUUUAGAGGCUCCUCCAAGUAUAUGAAGCCUCUUUCCUUCUCUGGGAUCCUAGGCAAUAGCCAGAACUCAAACCCUGAUUUCUACAACUGGAAUAAGGUCAAGAUUCGCUACUGUGAUGGUUCAUCAUUUACAGGAGAUGUGGAUGAAGUAGAUCCUGCAACGAAGCUCUACUUUCGAGGAGCUAAGAUUUGGCUCGCUGUUAUUGAAGAGCUACUAGCAAAGGGGAUGAACAAGGCAGAAAACGCGCUUCUCUCCGGUUGUUCAGCAGGUGGCUUGGCAUCCAUACUGCAUUGUGACAAAUUUGGUGAUCUUCUACCAGCAGGUGCCACUGUUAAGUGCCUCUCCGAUGCUGGUUAUUUUAUUAAUGCGAAGGACAUAACUGGGACAGAAUCAAUCAAAGCCUACUAUAGUGAGGUUGUCAGCACCCAUGGAUCUGCAAAGAAUUUGCCGUCUUCCUGCACAUCAAGAAUGACUCCGAGUAUGUGCUUUUUCCCGCAAUAUGUGGUGCCGCAGAUGCGUACAUCCCUUUUUAUUCUGAAUGCAGCAUACGAUGCAUGGCAGAUCAAAAACAUUUUAGCACCGAGUGCUGCCGAUCCACACAAAACUUGGAAUGACUGCAAGCUCGACAUAAAGCAGUGUUCUUCGGAUCAACUUCAAAUCAUGCAAGGUUUCCGGUCAGAAUUUCUGAAUGCUCUGGCAGCACUCGGGAACUCAUCUGCAAGAGGCAUGUUCAUCAACUCAUGCUAUGCUCACUGCCAGUCCGGAAGUCAGGAUACGUGGUUAGCUGCUGAUUCUCCCGCGCUGGAUAAUAUUCCAAUUGGCAAAGCAGUGGGAGAUUGGUUUUAUGAUCGAAGCGCCUUCCGAAAAAUUGAUUGUCCAUAUCCAUGUGACUCAUCAUGCCGCAACCGUGUUUACGAUUGACAAUACAUGCUUUCUUCUUCAGUCUUGUAAGCCGUAUGCGACAAUUGUAAUCGGCCUUUUUAAGUGCGGCACUUGUUAUUUGACUAGUACAUGUAUUCAUGAAAGUUGAAAAAAAUAUGUUAAAACGGAAUAAUUUUUUUCC